GACGCAUCAAAUUAUCAUAUUAGCGUUGUAGCUGGCCUCAAUAUCAGCAGUCUUUUACAUGAUACGCUGCGAUCCUACAUACUGUGAUUAAUGGCAGGCUUUUGAGCAUUUGCACUGCCCUUUCCAUGUCACGCUGUUGGGCUCUUGCUAAUUCACACACGACAUUAGGCGUGUGACUCCUUGACAUUUAAAUGCGGCGGGUGAACACAGGAAGUCUUUAUUUUCUCUGUAUUCAUUGUGGGUGUCGACUUUCGAUGACGCGCGAAAGCAGCGAAUCGUGUAAGUUAUGCGAGUUGGUCUUUGGAAAUUGUGUGGCAAACAAAUCUGUUUUUGACAGCAAAAUGGAGCUGAAACAAUUCUCCAAAGGGUGUCAUGCCUCAUGUAUGUGCGGAGACCCUCAUUGAGCAGUCAAGGCCUGAAGGCAGCUCUGCUCUUCAGGGAGACACUAACAGAAGUGCUUUCACACCGUACAAGUCAUCAACUGUCCUGACCAACCUUCAGCGUGGAAAUGUGCCUACCCAGACACAAGCUGUUCCUCUCAGACGUUGCAUUCAUCAACUGUCUGCACAGGGAGAGAUCUCACCAGAUCAGAUAACGCCUGAGCGUCUGGACCUGCGUGACGAGGCGGGCCUGACGCCACUGCUGUGGGCCAGCUCACAUGGGCAGCUGUCAACGGUGCGCCACCUGGUUGCCAAGGGGGCACAGGUUGACGCACAGGGCCUGAAGGGCGAGACUGCUCUGAUGCUCGCUGCUGGUCGGGGGCACUCGCACAUUGUGCGCCAUCUGCUGCUGCACGGUGCCAGUCCGAACCAGGCAGACCGGGAAGGAAACACUGCCCUAAUGUAUGCUGCCGUUGGGAACUAUGCUGCCGCAGCUCAAGAACUACUGUCAAGCGGAGCCGACAUGUCUGCUCAGAACAGUGUCUGUGACACUGCUUACGACCUCUCAGUGUCAAUGAGUGCACAACAAGGAAUUCUGCAUCACCUCUUGGGAACCACACACGAGUGGCAGACAUUUCCUAUGUGCAGUUGCUAAUAGUGUCACGAAGUUAACAAGCGAAGGCCUUGGCAAAACAGUGUUCUUUUAAUAAUGGAUGACACUCUGGGAGUGCGCGUACCACCAUGCACGUCGUUGUUCUCGUUCAAGUGGAUGGCAGCCACAGGUGACAGCCUAUCUUGCGUCAGUAUUGUGCCAUGAGAUGGCACUAAGUGUCAGAUACAGAUAAAUAUAAUGUUGGUGUCAUCAGGUGAAAAUGAAAUGGUCUGGUAUUCAAGGGUAAAAAUUGUAGCAACCAGCUAAGCUUGUUGAGAGAACAAUUUUCAUGCUUCCAUGGAUGGCAACACGACUCUCUCAACCACUGAUCAUUUGAUGAGGUAUUGAUAAAGCCAUGUUUGAAGCCUUCCUAUGAAAAAAUACUAUGGGAAAGCUUCAGUGAGUCAUGUGAAGUGAAACCUAGUUCAGAUGAUAGCUCGAGAGAUUGCAGUUGAAGUUUAGCGAUUCUUUGCAAUUGACACAGCUGGAAAGAACAGGUUAUUAAUUGCACCUUCAUUUUCCACCUCCCACAGUGCUCAGAAUGACCCAAGCAAUAGAAGACAGUGAAAGCACGCUUAAUUUUUUAAGCUAUGUUUAACAGAUGAUGUUAAUGCCUUGUAGUUACCAGAAAUUUUGGUUGUGUAAAAAAAAAAAAAAAUGCCACAGAAGCAGCUUAGCGCAGUAGAUAAUCAGAACAUCGCCUGUAUUGAAAGUGGCUUGUGAAAAUCUUGUGUGGAAAUGCACUUACCUGCUAAAUGUUGAAUGGUGCACUGUAAUGUGUCAGAUAUUUCUGCCAUUCUUAUACAUUUGGUCUAGAGGAUGAAUUGCAGUGCCGCGAAGCUGUCUGCGUUAUCGAGCAUGUCUGAAUAAACAGUCAACAGCAGUAGUCUUUCAUGGUAAUCUGUAGAGCGAUUUCUCCUUCUCUAAUCAUUGUUGCAUUGAUGAAAGUGUCACUGCCUCUUUGCCGGCGUAACAUAUUUAUAAUAAUUG
Dermacentor silvarum is the source of this 2022-nucleotide messenger RNA. Its product is annotated as ankyrin repeat family A protein 2-like. Lineage: Eukaryota; Metazoa; Arthropoda; Arachnida; Ixodida; Ixodidae. The record is from RefSeq and is a predicted model, not a curated record. Gene Ontology annotation, molecular function: protein binding. The coding region runs from base 373 to 1035 and encodes 220 amino acids. The transcript is spliced from 7 exons.